GAGGAGUCAGUCGCUUUGUGUACGGAUAGAACCUAAUCAUAGUUAUAUUUCGAGAAUUUUCUUCUGCCAUUAUUCAUAACAUAUACAUCGAAAUUGUUUCAAGAUAUGGCGUCGACGAGAGUAUUAGGUCUCAUUCUCCAGAAAAGUCAUUUGAUCGCGCGAAAUGUAUCAUUUCGCCGUAAUAUUCCUCACAAUUUCAAAUAUAAUGCUUGUUUUCACAUAUGGGCACCCAAGAAUAUGAAUAUAAAAGAGAAUGAGAAAAUGACAAAUCAUAAAACUAAGGGAACUGAAGAAACUAAGAAAGAUAAGGGAAUAAAGAUAAAUAAUCUACGUAAUCAGAGAAAAAGAUUAGUCGAUGCUAUAAGUAUAACACUGAUAAUCAGCAGUAUAACAUUUUCAAUUGUAAAAUUAAUGAAAGCAAUCAAAUCUGAAGAUAAGAUUCGCCCAUUUUACUUGAGAACUCUGAUACAUUGCAGGAAGAAUCCCACAAUCGUAGAUAUCCUCGGAGAACCUAUCAAUAUAGUUAAGCAGAAAAAUCGUGUUGAACACUAUCAUAGCUUUUACAGAUUAGGAGAUGAAACUUUGGAAAAAUUUGCUUUUGACAUAGUAGGACCAAAAGGAAAAGGACUGGUAGAAGCAGAAAUAAAGAAAUUUGGUCAAGGCAAAUAUGAGUAUCAAACAUUGUCUGUUAUGAUAGAUACUUUAGGAACAUUUAAAAUCGAGCCCAAACCCGAAGAUUUAGAAAGCUUGGAAAUCUCACAAUUUAAUUCUUAUUUCUCCAAUAUGUGUUUCCUUAAUUAGUAAUUAUAAGAUAUCAUUAUUGUAUAUUAUUACUUAUCGUUAUAUGUACUUUUUAU
Messenger RNA from Harpegnathos saltator (Jerdon's jumping ant), 857 nucleotides. RefSeq lists its product as uncharacterized. The transcript is spliced from 5 exons. Lineage: Eukaryota; Metazoa; Arthropoda; Insecta; Hymenoptera; Formicidae. The record is from RefSeq and is a predicted model, not a curated record. The coding region runs from base 106 to 801 and encodes 231 amino acids.